AUUGAGUUUCACUAACCAACGACCACCACUGAGACAACAACAACAACAACAACAACAACAACAAGCACAACAACCACCAUCACCACACCCAAAACAUGAAAAUAAAACAACUAAGAAUGUUGCAAAUAUUCGAAUUGAAUGA
Rotaria sp. Silwood2 is the source of this 142-nucleotide messenger RNA. The record is from the annotation of a GenBank genome assembly. Lineage: Eukaryota; Metazoa; Rotifera; Eurotatoria; Philodinida; Philodinidae.